UACACUUAGUGAAUUUUUCUUUUAAUUCCCUCCAAAGGUCAUCACUCACCUCGUGAAGAAACCCUCUCACCACUCACCAUCGCCACUGACCACUCACCAUCGCGCCGAAACCCUCUCACCAUCGCGAAGAAACCCACUUAUCACCACCCACCACUGACCGUCACUCCUGUUCGCCCUCAUCUAUGCGCUUCUCACCUUCGCCAACCUUGUUGCACACAACCCUCACCUUCGCCAUUCUCACCGUCGUUGAUGACCGUCGCUGUUGUUGCGCUGACCAUCGCUCUUCUUCUCGGUUCUACCCUAAUCGUCUUCUCUGUGCCCUAAUCACUGAUGACGGUCACUGUUCUGACCAUCGCUGUUGCUGCGCCACCGUCACCAUCAUCAUCUCCGUGCUUCUCAUCAUCGUCUUCACUGUGCUCACAUUGUUGAAUAUGUAUAUUGAAGCAGCAAUAACCAAGGAUGAGCUUCAGCACCUCGCUUUGCUGUUCAAAUCUAAAUUUGAUUCAAUUGGUCAAAUCACUGCUGGAGUUUUAUGGCUGCUUAAGUUGGAAGGUUCUGUUGGUCAGGCUGUAAUGGAUCAACUUGGUAACCUAGCUAGGCUAUCUUCAACGGGUAGUGUGAAGUCAUUGCUUUGUGAAAUAGCCUACAUGAACAUCUCUGGAACAUUAGUUUAAUUUGCAACCUCUCUUUCUCCGGAGAAAUUGAGCACAUUGAGAUCUUCAGGUACAUACUUUUCUCAUUUUUUUGUGCAGAAAAUUCUUAAAUUUUAGCUUCUUUCUUUCUUAGAAUUUGAAGAAAAGAGGUUUCUUGAAUCCAGUUUUCAUUAGCUCGAAUUUUUAAGACCUCUGGUUAGGAUGUUUGUGGGGGAAAGGGAGAGAAAAAGUACAAAAGGUAGACAAGAAAUCACGUGGUGUAUUGAGAGUAAAGCAAAGCUGAAUAAGGUAGGGUGUAACUUUAACCAUCAUUCUAUUUUAUUUUACUUAUUAAUUUAUUCUGGCCUUACUCAAUGCCAGCUAAGAAGUUAAGUGGAAGUUUGGUACACUUAAGAUGUUCUGUUUUAGGAUUUGAACUAGUAUUCUAUGCUGAAACUAGGAGUUGAUAUCGACACAGCAGAGUUGUGGUGAUUUCUUUGGCUUCUCUGAUUUCUUUCGUGCUUCAUUUUGUUGCCUUCCAUUUUAUUCUUGAUUUGGCCAGGGACAAUGGAUUUCCUUGGGUUUGCUGUAGGUUUAUUUUAGAGUAAAAUUCUUUUAUAUAAUAUAUAUCAAGUUGCUUAUACUCCAUUAACAAUGGAUAAUGGCUUAUAUCAAGUUGCUUAUAUUCCAUUAUUAACAAUGGAUAAUGGCUUAUCCUCUGCUAGCUAUUAGGCUAAACUGAAUGGCUUAAAAUUAUUAAAGGAUCAUAUUUAGUUCUCUAAUAGUUUUACUUCAAUACACUGCUCUAGGAUGUAUAAUACUGAUGAUUAUAUGAUGAUUUCAGAGAUUUGUUGUUGUUAAUUGAAUUUAUCAUACAAUGCUGUUUAGCUAUUUGAUUAGAUGCUUAAGGAUUAUCGGACUUCUUUUCAUUCUAGUAUGCUUCGUGAAUCCCAAGCUUGUGAAAAUUUCACAUGUGGUACAUAUGAUGAGUACUGCUGACAUAAAACAAAUAUACUUGGUUUAUGAAUGAUAGAAAUAAUAUAUAGACAUUGUGUUGAGUGAUGUUUGAAGUUGUUCUUCUCUUGCAUUUAUGAACUGUUUAAAGCAAUCCAUUCAUGCUUAUCAUUGUGAAUGUUUUAAACUUAUAAUCAGGUACCAUGGCUCCAUUAUCGUCAAUUCCUUGUUUUCCUUCUCUAGUUAAAGUGCUUCAAACGUAGCUCUUGAACUAGAUGUAUACUUUUAGUGUUAGUCUUUUGAGUGCUUCUUUCAUUUUUUAAAAAUAAAAUAUCCUAUACAUCGGGAGUGGUAUAGACUCAUGCAUUUAUUAAAGCAGAAAAGAUAAUACUACCUGAAGAUAAAAGCAAAAGGAAAAGAAUUCACGAUGGAAAAAAAUCAGGUAACAUCCUCCAUUUGACACACUAUUAUAUAUUUUCAUAACUCUACUUUAUUUUCCUUUUCUGAUAUGAAAAAAAGGUUGCUAAGGACAGGGCUAGCUGUGUGCAGUUGUGUCCUUAUAUGGAAAAAGUUUGUUGACUAUCACAGGAAAUUUAGAUGCAGAAUUCAAUGAUAAAUUAAUCACAAUAGAACAUAGUAGCUGUGCACUAAAAUAUUGGAGAUUUUUUUGGUCUGGACUAAUAUAUAGAUUUCUGACCUGUUUUUAUCACUACUAUUACCAAAUGAUAAACUAUCAAAAUGAUUGAAUCUUCUCAAAUGCAGAUUAUAGUUUACAGAAUAAUAAAGAGUAGUAACAUUAAAAGUCUAACUUGUCUAAAUUUUGAUUAAGUACAAAUCUUCAUUCUUAUUUCUUCCUCUUAUUGUUGCGGCUGUUGUUGUUGUUAACGGUUAAGUGGUGUAUUAUCCAAUUUGUGGGUAGGUAAAUUUUGAUGUGCAAGUGGAUCAAUUAUAUCAUCAAGAAAAAAAGAGCUAUAUAUAGACAAAACGCUUUCACUAAGAAACAAAAAAGGAACAGGGGGUCCAACUCCAGCAGCAGCACUAAAGCUAGACAAGCUUCUCCAUGAUUAGGUGCUAGUCCUAAUCAUGUUCUAUAUGUUGCUGCUGCAUGUAGUAGUAGUAAUUGGAGGAGUAAUAAUUCAAGAUUGGCUUGUGUAGCAAAGUUCAACUUUUCAAAUGUGAAGAGAAUAGGGAAACUUUGUGGCAACAGU
This is a messenger RNA of Arachis duranensis, 2794 nucleotides long. RefSeq lists its product as uncharacterized. Bases 183 to 674 code for a protein of 163 amino acids. The transcript has 3 exons. Lineage: Eukaryota; Viridiplantae; Streptophyta; Magnoliopsida; Fabales; Fabaceae. The record is from RefSeq and is a predicted model, not a curated record.